AACCUCUUCCUCUCUCAUCUCUAAACUUACUGUUUUCCCACUCCCCAAUGGCGCCACCAAACGACCCCGCCAACGCAAUCUACACCUCUCCUAAACCAGUGAAAAAUGACACCGUCUUCGACCUCUCCGGGGGAAAGCUCUCCGUGCAGAACGUACCGCUUCUGUCCGAGAUUCCGGCCACCGUCACCUUCCGGAGCUUCUCCUCCGUGGUGAAAUCUUCCUCCGCGCCGGCAGAGGUCUUUGACCGAGCACUCUCCCUCUCCCACAAGGGCGGCUUCCUCGGCUUCAGCCAGCGCACGCCGUCCGACCGCCUCACCACCUCCAUCGGAAAAUUCACCGGCCGCGACUUCGUCAGCAUCUUCCGGUUCAAGACGUGGUGGUCCACUCAGUGGGUGGGAACCUCGGGCUCCGACAUCCAGAUGGAAACUCAGUGGAUCAUGCUCGACGUCCCCGAGAUCAAAUCCUACGUCGUCGUCAUCCCAAUCGUCGACGGCAGCUUCCGCUCCGCCUUGCAGCCUGGGGCAGACGGCCACGCUCUCCUCUGCGCCGAGAGCGGCUCCUCCGCCGUGAAGGCAGCUACCCUGGGGGCUAUUGCCUACGUCCACGUCUCCGACAACCCCUACACGCUGAUGCGGGACGCCUACACGGCCGUGCGGUGCCACCUCGGCACGUUCCGCCUCAUCGAGGAGAAGGCACCCCCACCUCUCGUCAACAAGUUCGGCUGGUGCACUUGGGACGCCUUCUACCUCACCGUGGAGCCCGCCGGGAUCUGGCACGGCGUCAAGGAGUUCGCUGAGGGGGGGCUCUCCCCGCGCUUCCUGAUCAUCGAUGACGGAUGGCAGAGCAUCAACGUCGAUGGUCAAGACCCGCACGAGGACGCCAAGAACCUUGUUCUCGGCGGCACUCAGAUGACGGCCCGCCUCCACCGCUUCGAGGAGUGCGAAAAGUUCAGAAAGUAUCAAGGCGGAUCAAUGGUGGGGCCCAAAGCCCCCCCAUUCAACCCAAAGAAGCCCAAAAUGUUGAUCAGCAAGGCGAUCGAGCUUGAGAUGGUUGAAAAGGCUAGAGACAAAGCGGUGCUGGCCGGCGUAACCGAUCUCACUGAGUUUGAAAUUGAAAUUCAGAAGUUUCAGAAGGAGCUAGACGAGAUGUACGGUGGAGGGACCGACGAGAAGGGGACGUCGGGCAAGAGCUGCUCCGGCUGCUCUUGCAAGACGGAGGAGACCGGUAUGAAGGCAUUUACCAAGGAUUUGAGGACUAAUUUUAAAGGAUUGGAUGAUAUAUAUGUCUGGCAUGCAUUGGCUGGUGCGUGGGGUGGGGUUAGGCCUGGGGCGACUCAUCUCAAGGCUAAGAUCGUGCCUUGCAAGCUCUCGCCGGGGCUGGAUGGGACCAUGACGGAUCUUGCUGUUGUCAAAAUCAUCGAGGGCUCUAUCGGCCUCGUCGAUCCCGAUCAAGCUGAUGACUUCUACGACUCUAUGCACUCUUAUCUUGCUAAAGUUGGGAUCACAGGAGUCAAAGUGGAUGUUAUUCAUACACUUGAAUAUGUAAGUGAAGACUAUGGGGGCAGAGUUGAUCUUGCAAAGGCUUAUUACAAGGGUUUGUCCAAAUCCCUUAACAAGAAUUUCAACGGAACUGGUCUUAUUUCCAGCAUGCAGCAAUGUAAUGACUUCUUCUUCCUUGGAACUGAGCAGAUUUCAAUGGGAAGAGUCGGGGAUGACUUUUGGUUCCAAGAUCCAAAUGGCGAUCCAAUGGGAGUUUAUUGGCUACAAGGGGUCCACAUGAUCCAUUGUGCCUACAACAGUAUGUGGAUGGGACAAUUCAUCCAACCAGAUUGGGACAUGUUUCAGUCUGACCAUUGUUGUGCUAAAUUUCACGCUGGAUCAAGAGCUAUUUGUGGAGGCCCAGUUUAUGUCAGUGACUCUUUGGGAGGCCAUAAUUUUAAUCUUCUGAGAAAGCUAGUUUUCCCAGAUGGAACAAUCCCUAAAUGUGUGCAUUUUGCUCUCCCAACCAGAGACUGCCUCUUUAAGAACCCCCUCUUUGAUAGCAAGUCCAUCCUCAAGAUUUGGAAUUUCAACAAGUAUGGAGGUGUCAUCGGGGCCUUCAACUGCCAGGGCGCUGGGUGGGACCCCAAGGAGCAGAGGAUCAAGGGCUAUUCUGAGUGCUACAAGCCACUCACCGGCUCAGUCCACGUGUCGAAUCUUGAGUGGGAUCAAAAGGCCGAAGCAGCUAGCCUCGGGGAAGCCGAGGAGUACGCUGUCUACCUAACUGAGGCAGAGAAGAUUGUUGUGACUACAAAGGAAUCGGAUCCUAUUUCGGUGACUCUGCAGCCGUCCACGUUUGAAAUCUUUAGCUUUGUCCCGAUCAAAAAGAUUGGCCAAGAUUCUAAGUUCGCGCCUAUUGGCUUGACCAAUUUGUUUAACAGUGGAGGGACGAUCCAAGGACUGGUAUAUGAUGAGUUCGUAGCCAAGAUCGAGGUUAAGGGUGAAGGUACAUUCUUGGCGUAUUCUAGCAUUGUCCCUAAGAAAUCGUAUGUCAAUGGCGUUGAGACUGUUUUCCUAUGGUCCGGAGAUGGGAAGGUGCAAGUUAGCAUUCCUUGGUACGAAGAGUGUGGAGGAAUUUCUAACAUAACUUUUGUGUAUUAAUCAAGGGUCGUUUCUCGGUAGCUCAAUAGCAGAGUGGUCAGUUACAUGAGUGAUUGGUCGUAACUUCAAAUCCAAUAAUCUAUUGAGGCUUCCGAGUUUGAUAAGUUUGAUCAUGAAGCAUAUGGUAAGAAAGUAAGUGACUGCCUGAUGGUGCACCAGGCUAAGAAAUUAUGAUAUGUUUUUUUCUUUUUCUUUUUUGUAUUGAUUUGGAUUUUGUUUUGUAUAAAUAAUGUCCCGUUUAAGAGGUCAAGAGUUACCUAUGGAAGGGAUGUCCUGUUCAACAUUCUGCCGUGCAAGAAUUUCUCUUUCAGCUUCAA
This is a messenger RNA of Salvia hispanica, 2956 nucleotides long. Its product is annotated as stachyose synthase-like. Lineage: Eukaryota; Viridiplantae; Streptophyta; Magnoliopsida; Lamiales; Lamiaceae. The record is from RefSeq and is a predicted model, not a curated record.